CCAAAAGGAGCAGAACCACACGCAUUCCUGCUCCCAAUCUCACAGUCAAUCCAAGACAGAAGGAAAGGGGGAAGGGGAAGGAGGUAAAAAGAGUGUGGGAGAGGGGAGGAGAAGAGGGGGGAGAUCGCUGAACGGACACAGCCCCCCAUCCCAAGCUGUUUCAGUUCCCGUCCACUCACGUGGGAGUCAGUAUAUUGUGGAGUUGGAGACGGAAUGUGGACGGCGAUGCAGGAAACAUGAGAUUUUAGAAAGGACGCGUGUCAUUGGGCCACAGGAUCGCCCCCUGGGAAGAUUUUGGAAGUCAUGGUGGUAGGAGCUGAUCUGUAUUCAGAGUGAAAUCUAUCAUGACUGUGAUGUCAUUGGCACACCGCAGAUACUGAGCCAUGGGUAACACAGAAAGUCAUAGCAGCGGCCAUGGUUACUAUGGAGACGGCCGGCGCCACCUCUCCCGUAAACACAUGUCCCGCUCGCUCCGCCUGUCCAGCAAGCAGACGUACUGUUCCCGCCGUACGCCGUCUGGAAAACCGGAGCAUCGCAACUCCGAGACCAGCACGCGCUCCAGCAGCACUCCCAGCAUCCCGCAGUCGCUGGCCGACCACGGCCUGGAGCCCUUCAACGACUCGGACAUGCUGCCCGACUUCAGCAGCCCCAUAUGGGUGGACCGCGUGGCCAUGAAUCUCAGACCCAUGUCCUUCCACAGCCAUCCGGCCCAUUCGCCCGCCGCGACCCACACCGCCAAACAGGCCAUGCAGGACGACGCCGAACCGCCAGAGGACAAGUCCCACGUCCAGCGCACACAGGACGGCUCCCAAGAGGCAUCUAGCUUUAAAAAGAAACGCUCUAAGUCUGCGGAUAUGUGGAGGGAGGGCUCGCUGGAGGUGUCCUUAUCCGACCUGAGCCAGGAGCACCUGACCAGCACGGAGGAGAUCGGAGACACGCCGGACACCUGCGAAGCCAGUUUGCAGUCGUCCGUUCAGGAGCUGCUGGACUCAAACCGUGCCAAUUCUUUAGACGAGCUCUACGGACCGAAGAGCCCCGCCUGCAGGCCCACGCACGGACGCUAUGCCAAAUGGCACAAGGGCGGUGCCACAAGCAGAGAAGGUGAUGAGGAUAAAAUAAUCUCGCCCUGUGAGGACGACGGAGCCGCCUAUGGCGCGUAUACACUGCCCUGCCGCCGGUCUCACUGUCUGUCAGAGGGACCAACCAAUCAUCAAGGAGUUAUGCAAGGGAGGCGGGCACAAACCAUACAGGAUGUCACGGCGGGAGAUGGCAGUGAUUAUGAGGACAGUGGUAUCGAUGGGCUGACGGGGGACAGAGAGGCGUCUCAGCACCACGCUCGACGCUAUAAGACCAUGUCUGCGUCUUUCUCUGCUUACUCCACGUCAGCAGGGGGCGCCUUCGCCGGGAGCGACAGUGGGAGCAGCAGCGGGGCUGGAGCGGGACCCUCAGAUGACACACAGGGCGUCUAUGAGAACUUCCGUCAGGAGCUGGAGCAGAGCGUGAGUCCGGCGGAGGUUCCCGAGGAGAGAAGCUCAGCGUUCAGCGACGAGCAGAGCAGCGUGACGCUGAGCUCCGCUUACCACACCGACCCUCUGCUGAACGUGGCCGCCGUGCAGGGAACCGUGCGCAAAGCCGGACGCCUCGCCGUCAAAAACUUCCUGGUGCAUAAAAAGAACAAGAAGGUGGAGCUCGCGCCUCGCCGCAAGUGGAAGAGCUACUGGGUGUCCCUCAAAGGAUGCACUCUGUUUUUCUACGAGACGGAUGGCCGGUCAGGCAUUGAUCACAACAGCGUCCCUAAACAUGCCGUGUGGGCCGAGAACAGCAUCGUCCAGGCCGUCCCAGAACACCCCAAAAAAGAUUUCGUCUUCUGCCUGAGUAACUCGCUCGGAGACUCCUUCCUUUUUCAGACCUGCAGCCAGACUGAGCUUGAGAACUGGAUCACGGCCAUCCACUCGGCCUGCGCCGCGGCCGUCGCUCGGCAACACCACCGCGAAGACACGGUGCGUCUGCUGCGGGCCGAGAUCCGAAAGCUGGAGCAGAAGAUCGACAUGGAUGAGAAGAUGAAGAAAAUGGGAGACAUGCAGCUCUCCGCUGUCACCGACGCCAAGAAGAGGAAGACCAUUCUGGAGCAGAUUUUCCUGUGGGAGCAGAAUUUAGAGCAGUUCCACAUGGAUCUAUUCCGUUUCCGCUGUUACCUGUCCAGCCUGCAGGGCGGCGAGCUUCCCAACCCCAAACGCCUGCUGGCCUUCGCCUCCCGUCCCACCAAACUGGCCAUGGGCCGACUGGGCAUUUUUUCAGUCUCUUCCUUCCAUGCACUGGUGGCGGCUCGCACUGAGAGUGGCGUGAGGCGUAGGACACAGGCGAUGUCGCGCUCCACCAGCAAACGCAAGAGUCGCUUCUCCUCACUAUGGGGUCUGGACACCCACUCCAAGAGAAAGAGUAAAGGUCAUCCCAGCAUCAGCCAGGUUUUUGCAGAAGGAGAUGACCAAGUUAAAAGUCCUCUAGAAGGCAUGUUUGAGGGUUCUUCUUGUGAGACGACGAAAGACACCAAGACCCCAGUGAAAGGUCUGCCAAGACCCAGCGCAGAUCAUGACAUCUGGUCCAGAGACCACCUCACUCCAUCAUGGGUGCUGCUGCCAAACGACCAGCCUGUGUUAGCCAUCAUCCAACCCGGAGAGUCGGCCCUCGACAUGCUGGAAACGAUCUGCAAGGCUCACCAACUGGACCCCACUAAACACUACGUGCGGCUUAAGUUCCUCAUUGAGAACCAAGUGCAGUUUUAUAUCCCCAAACCGGAGGAGGAUAUUUAUGAUCUGCUGUAUAAGGAAAUCGAGCUGUGCUGUAAGAUCAGGAAGGUCAUCCAGUUUGAUCGGGAUGAGUCCUGCAUGAUCGGCUAUGGGUUUUCUAUCUCUGUGGUGGAAGAGGACGGCGUACAGCAGCUCUAUAUCACUGACGUGAGAGCUGGAGGAUUAGCGUUCGCUAAAGGUCUGAACGCAGGAGAUGAGAUUCUGCAGCUGAACAGGAAGGACGCCUGCACUCUGACCUUCGCUGACAUGAAGGUGGCGUUCGCUCAGGUCUCUCUCUCUCUCACCGUUAACACACUGCCCCCUGUUGACCGCCGGCAGCUCUGCUUCUUGCCACCGAGACGCUCAGACGCUGUGGACAACGUCUACACGGACAUCUUCUCUCAGAGUCAGGAGGAGAUUCUUGACGAUGGAGUGGGUCUGAUUGUGGAGACUUUCGGAGACAGUUUAGACGACGACUUGGAGCUCUUCACUGAGUUUGACGACUAUGGAAAGAGUACGGAGCAGGUCGCAGCUUUCUGCCGCAGUCUGCACGAGAUGAAUCCCUCGUCUGAGGUCGUCUCUUCCUCGUCCGGCCCGGAGUCUUCCUCACUUCCUCCGAGCAACGCCACUCCACGCCAGCUCUCCGAUGCCGACAAACUUCGCAAAGUCAUCUGCGAACUGGUGGAGACGGAGCGCACCUACGUCAAAGAUCUGAACUGUUUGAUCGGGCGAUAUUUAACCCCGCUGCAGAAGGAGUCUUUCCUCACUCAGGAUGAGCUGGACGUGCUGUUCGGAAACCUCCCGGAGAUGCUGGAGUUUCAGGUGGAGUUUCUGAAGACUCUGGAAGACGGAACCCGGCUGGUGCCGGACCUGGAGAAACUGGAGCGAGUGGAAGAGUUCAAGAAAAUCCUCUUUUCUCUGGGCGGCUCGUUCCUGUAUUACGCCGACCGCUUCAAGAUCUACAGCGCUUUCUGUGCCAGCCACACCAAAGUGCCCAAAGUGCUUGUCAAAGCAAAAACAGACGUGGCCUUCAAGGCAUUUCUGGACGAGCGUAACCCCAAACAGCAGCAUUCAUCCACGCUGGAGUCGUACCUGAUCAAACCCAUCCAGAGAGUGCUGAAGUACCCUCUGCUCCUGAGAGAACUGCACUCGCUCACAGACCCCGACAGCGAGGAGCACUACCAUCUGAACGUUGCAAUGAAAGCCAUGAACACAGUGGCCAGUCACAUCAACGAGAUGCAGAAGAUCCACGAGGAGUUUGGAGCCGUCUUUGACCUCCUCAUCUCUGAACAGACUGGAGACAAGAAAGAGGUUGCUGACUUGUCUAUGGGAGAUUUACUCCUCCACACCAGCGUGACAUGGAUCAACCCGUCCUCCUCACUGGGAAAGUGCAAGAAAGAGCCACAGCUGGCCACAUUCGUGUUCAAAACCGCUGUAGUGUUCAUCUGUAAGGAUUACUCCAAGCAGAAGAAGAAAAUGGGUGGUUCUCAUAGAGCAUCUGUCUCCGGUGAAGAGAAAGAUCCGUUCCGUUUCCGCCACAUGAUCCCCACUGAUGCGCUUCAGGUGCGCACACUGUCCAAUACAGAUGGAGAGAGUGCAGCUGUGUGUGAGAUCAUCCAUGUGAAGUCUGAAUCAGAGGGAAGACCAGAGAGAGUGUUUCAGCUCUGCUGCAGCUCUCCAGAGAGUAAGAAAGACUUCUUGAAGACGGUUCACUCCAUCCUGAGAGAUAAACAGCGCCGUCAACUGUUGAAGACGGAAAGUCUUCCUCUCAGCCAGCAGUACGUUCCCUUCGGAGGAAAACGCCUGUGCGCCCUGAAAGGAGCCCGACCGGCCAUGAACAGAGCAGUAUCUGCCCCGACUCGCACUCUGGGCCGGAGGAAACUGGUGCGGAACCGCUUCACCAUCGACACAGACAUUGUUUUCGACACCGAGCCCGACAGCGACUCACCGGACUCCCAGCAUGCUCAGCAGCAGGGCGUCGUUCCGGCGGGUGACACCGACCGCUGGGUGGAGGAACAGUUCGACCUUCAGUGCUACGAGGAGCAGGAGCAGGACGUGAAGGAAACGGACAUCCUGAGCGACGACGACGAGUUCUGCCAGUCCGCUCUGAGCCCAUCCACCGAGCCGGACGUGGAGGGACCGCUUUCUGCCCUCUCGCUGGAGGGAGACACGGCUGAGGAGGAAGAAGAGGAGGAAGAGGAGAGCAAGAAGGACUACAAAUCCCAGCAUGCCAAGCUGUCUCAUUUAGGGAAGCAGUGUGCCAUGUCAGUCGCCAGUGUGGAUGAGCAAGUGCCCGAUGAGGACAUCUGGGUGCGACGGGACAGCAGCACAGAGAACGAGACACAGGACGAAACCCAGAGCUGAAACACAUCAGGAGACAUUACACAAUUAAAGGAAUAGUUCACCCAAAAAUGAAAAUUUGCUGAAAGUUUACUCACCCA
Sinocyclocheilus rhinocerous is the source of this 5227-nucleotide messenger RNA. Its product is annotated as T-lymphoma invasion and metastasis-inducing protein 1-like. The record is from RefSeq and is a predicted model, not a curated record. The transcript is spliced from 28 exons. NCBI's taxonomy places the organism in Eukaryota, Metazoa, Chordata, Actinopteri, Cypriniformes, Cyprinidae. The coding region runs from base 384 to 5150 and encodes 1588 amino acids. Gene Ontology annotation, molecular function: protein binding; guanyl-nucleotide exchange factor activity. Gene Ontology annotation, cellular component: cytosol; plasma membrane. Gene Ontology annotation, biological process: activation of GTPase activity; small GTPase-mediated signal transduction.